GGGUCGGCGCUUUUCGCAUUCGGUUCACCCUUUUUUGAACCCGGUUUUGGUAUCGCUCGAACACUGCCGGAACAUUUCUCUUCCACUGUUGGCGCGACAUUGGUUUGUGGGCCCGGGUGUCACAGAGCGGUAUGAGCACGGGUCGACCGGGUAACCAUGGGUGUAAAGUUCAAUCUAGGCCGCAACCAUUGCCUGCUGCUUGGUUUCAUCUGCGGGUUCCUGUUCAGCUACUACUCACCCCAAGACUAUACCGAGUCGGUGACGGAGUGCCCGGAAGUGACCGAGCACACCAACAAGCUGAACGGGCUGGUGGACGGCCAUGGGGCCGAGUUUGAACCGCAGCUCAACCUAGAGCAGAAACCGAUGAUCGCCAAGAAGGUGGUGAAGAACAUUGUGCGUCCCCGGUACUACUACACCGAGCUGGGCAUCCGGGAGAAGCUGUUCCUGGGCGUGCUGACGACGACGGAGAACAUCGACAGCUUGGCGACCGCAAUCAACCGUACCGCGGCCCACCUGGUCAACAAGAUUAAGUUCUUCAUCCACGCCGAGAGCAUGAAGUCCAACUUUCAGCUGAAAAACAUCGUCGGUUUCACGGACACGCGCGAAAACCUGCGACCCUUCCACAUGCUCAAGUUCCUCGCCGACAACUAUCUGGAUGAGUACGACUACUUUCUGCUCGUGACCGAUACGACAUACGUGAAUGCGCGCAUGCUGCGUAACCGGCUCGAGCACCUGAGCGUCACGAUGGACGUGUACAUGGGACGGCCCCUGGCCGACACCGCCGCCGAGGGUGUUGGCGGGCCGGUCGAGGGGCAAGGCACUGACGACGAAUCGCCCGGCACCGGCAGCACCGGCCGGUACUGUGACCUGAACGCCGGCAUCAUCCUGAGCAGUGGCGUGAUCCGGAAGGUGCGCGCCAACCUGGACUGGUGCGUGCGCAACGCGCUGGGCGAUGAUCACAGCAACAACAUCGGCAAGUGCGUGCGGUACUCGGCCAAGCUCAACGGUUGCCAUGACCGGUGGCAGGGCGUUCCGGUGAGCAGCUACCGGUUGAGUAGCUUCAAAAUCUACCGCGAUUUCCACCUGAUCGCGAAGGAACCCUCGUUCAACGGUGCGUCGACCGUCUUUCCUGUGACCGCCGCCGACGAUUUCUACCUGCUGCAUGCGUACUUUUCGCGCGUGCACCUCGAGACCAACAACGAGCGCAAGCGGCAGGUGCAGGAGGAAGCACUCCAGAUAGCGGGCGGGGCGCUGUCGAACGAGGUGCUCGAGGUGCGCUGGCCGCUCGGUGUGCCACGAACGAGCCCGCCCGAGUCACGCCACGAUAUCAUCAAGUGGACGGCGCUCAACCUGACGCACAUCUUCAUGCGCAACACGGAGGAGAACGUGCGCCGGCUGUCGGUGGUCGACGAGGAGGACAUCCGGAACGUGCUGAACAAAACGAUCACGGAGGCCGGGCGCAAUCAGCCCGACGACGAGUACCGUGGUUUGCACUCGGCGUACAAGCGGUUCGAUGCGGUGCGCGGCAUGGAGUACCGGUUGCUGCUCACCUUUUACGAUCGCCGACGGAAGCGAAUGCGGACGCGCAGCUUCGAGGUGAUCAAACCGAUCAGCCUGAUCGAGAUUGUCCCUUCGCCGUACGUCACCGAGAGCACGCGGGUCGCCAUCCUGCUGCCCGUCCUCGAGCAGCAGGUGCAGGAAACGGAGCAGUUUCUCGAGAGCUACGAGCGGACGUGCAUGGACAGCCAGGACAACACGUUCCUCAUGCUGAUCUUCUUCUACCGGCUGGACACACCGAGCAAGGGCGACGAGGACGUGUUUCUGCCACUGAAGAACAUAGCGCUGGCGGUGACGGAGAAGCACAAGCAGGACGGCUCCCGGGUUGCGUGGGUAUCGAUCCGGUUACCACCGGAGCUGAGCGCCCCGUUCGACGACAACCAUCGCUACUACAGCUCGCUGUACGGGGCCCACGGGCGUUUGGCGUUCGCCGCCGUCGACCUGGCGCUGCGCAAGAUCGGCCUCGAGAGCCUGGUGCUGGUGUGCUCGAACGCCGCCACCUUCCGGCCGGACUUCCUGAACCGCGUGCGCAUGAACACGAUCCAGGGCUUCCAGGUGUUCAGCCCGAUCGGCUUCACGAUGUACCCGUGCGAGUGGACCGGCCUGUGCAAACCGUGCGAAAACUGCGACGUCGGCCAGGGCAUCGGGUACUUCGAUCGCCACAACUACGAUGUCGUGUCGUUCUACAGCAACGACUACGUGGCGGUGCGCAAGGAGCUCGAGGGCCGGCUUCCGAUCGUGCGGAGCGAUCGGGACAUUGUGAGCCUGCUCGGCACCAACGGUACCGGUCAAGGCGAUGGCGGCUCACUGACCAACAUCGUCCAGCUGUUUCUCCAGGCCGGCACGGAUUUACAUGUGCUGCGAGCGAUCGAGCCGAACCUGCGGCUCGGUAGCGGUAUUCGCAACUUCCUCGCUACCGAUCCGCAAGGGGAUCGCUUUGCCAAGCUGAACUGCCCCGAACCGCACGGUAACCGGCAACGGUGCAUACGGAUCGCCUCGAAAAAGCAGAUCGGCGAUCUGCUGGUACAGUACAGCAAACAGCGCAGCGAUAGUCAACCGACGCGAUAGAAGCCCGUGGUGGGGGGAGCGUGACCGUGGGAGGAGAUUAGUAGGAGGAUCAGGAGGAGGCAAGGGUUACAAAGACCUGUUCAAAGCGUGACCGCCGACCCGGGGGGAAAAGGGAUUUCAGUUUUCUUUUUUUUUUUUUUAAUUUUUUGUUUUACAUCCUACACUUUAUUACCUUCAUCUCCAAAGCGAUUGAAACGGUUUCGAUCAACAUUAAGGUUAAGGAGUAGACUGUACGGCAUAUGAUAUAUAGCUCGCAAAACGAACGGUACACAGUGGCACCAGGAAAAAAGCCCACAAAUGAAUAAAUAAUGAUAAUUCACACCA
Anopheles aquasalis is the source of this 2949-nucleotide messenger RNA. It is a transcript of the gene Chpf, whose product is annotated as Chondroitin polymerizing factor. NCBI's taxonomy places the organism in Eukaryota, Metazoa, Arthropoda, Insecta, Diptera, Culicidae. Gene Ontology annotation, cellular component: Golgi cisterna membrane. Gene Ontology annotation, molecular function: glucuronosyl-N-acetylgalactosaminyl-proteoglycan 4-beta-N-acetylgalactosaminyltransferase activity. The record is from RefSeq and is a predicted model, not a curated record.